Molecule: messenger RNA, 1075 nt
Organism: Magallana angulata
Lineage: Eukaryota; Metazoa; Mollusca; Bivalvia; Ostreida; Ostreidae
Exons: 2
Coding region: 105-665 (186 amino acids)
Source: RefSeq, a predicted model, not a curated record
UUGACGUCAUUUUGCUGUUUCAUGCUUUCAGCACAUGUCAGUAUAAUCAAUAUUUAGUACGGUUUUAAAGAGUGCAGUGUCGUUGUUGAACAUUUUGUGCAGCGAUGGAUUUCGAAAUUGAGGAGCUAGAAAAUUUGUUUUCUCAGCACUUUGGAUUGACUCCAAACAGCACUCCUGCAGCUUCCCAGGUCACUGAUCAUGAAAAUUCAUCAGAUGACACGGACGACGAUGGACCGGCUGAUGACACUAUUGAUUUAGAUCGACGGGUUAUGCAGUUUCUUGAUGAUGCUGUCGUGUCGGAUCCAAAUUCAGAUGAUGGAGAUGGGGACGAUGACGAAAAUGAUUACCAGAGAAGCUCAGCGUCCAUUGAGAAUGUACCUCUACCCCAUGACGAUCCUAAUCUGUUCAAAAUCAGGGAUGUAAAGAUUCGUGGCUGCGGCUGUAAGAACAAGUGCGUUUCUAUCUUCAAUGAUGAUACAUUGUACUCGCACAUCCUAAACAUGAGAGAAAUGUCAAAGGAAGAAAAAGACAUGUACAUCAUGGGAUCGCUUGUGGACAGCUGCAAAGAAACGACAAAACGGGGAAAGAAAAAAAAUACGUUCCGAGCAGACUUUCAUGUUUUCCGGGGAAAAGGUUUGCAGAAAUACGUUCCUGCUUGUCUAUGAUAUAGGGAAGCAUUUUCUUCAUAAUAUCAUCACCCAUAAGAAUACACAUGGAGUAACACCACGCAAGCAUGGGAACCUAGGAAAGAAACCUAGUCAUUCGCUACAAUAUGAUGACAUAAAGUUAGUUGUACAGUUCAUCUCUAGUUAUGCAGAUGACUUAGGGUUACCACAACCAGCUGCCCCAAGAGGAAGAGAUGACACUCCUUCCAUAUACAUUCCAUCCGAUACAACGAAGAAGGACGUCCACGAGAAAUAUGUUGAAAGUUGUCCAAACGACCGACAUGUGCGGUAUUCCACAUUUUGCAACAUCUGGAACCAGUGUCUUCCGCAUAUUAGAAUAGCUAAACCAAUGGACGAUGUAUGUGCAACUUGUGAAAAACUUCGAAAAAGUGUUUUAGAUGCAGUUUCAG